AUGAACAAGCAGUUAUACUACUACCACAUCAUAACAAGUAAGGACAUUGAAGAAGAAUUAAAAUCAAAGCAAAUAUACCCUGUUGUGCAUUUUAAAAAUGAAACGUGCGAGAGAAACCUACCAGAAACAUAUGUACCCCGGAAACAUGUUCAGAACCCAAAAACAUCAUCACCACCGACACCACCACCGGAGGGACGGGAAGAAACGGGGAUAUGGGACUGGAACAAAUUCAGGGAGGGGAAAAUAAAAAAUUAUGUCCUGGACCUGAAGGGAUUGGGAGGGUUGCAGACGAUGGCUGCUACCGAGUCAGAUGGAGAGAUGGAAGAACAUGAAGAUACUCCGUCGGAGGAGGCAGUUGCGAGAGACUUGGAGAUUACGAUGAAAGCCUGGGAAGAAGAAUACAUCAAGUCGGUACGUAUAUCCCAAGUAAUGAAAGUCAAGUGUCAACAAUUUAUAACGGACCUUAUAAACUCAUCGCUUUCCAUCAAGGAGUCAGAAGACGGCAUUGGCACCUUAUAUACAUCAGUCAUAAUAGACAGUUGGGAUUUAACUCUAGACUGGGGAGAAUUAUUCGAAACGGAACCUACAAAAAUACAAGCAUUAACUGUCUCGCUUGUUUACGCAAGUAUCUUUAUUCCGGCAAUGGUCGUCAAGUUGUACAGGACAUUCUCAGCGACAAACUUGUUGAAACCUGUCAAUGCGCCAGUCAUUCAUGUGGAAUGGACAGGAUCAAUAAAUGGACAAAAAAAUGUACGAGGCUGA
Parnassius apollo (apollo) is the source of this 762-nucleotide messenger RNA. Lineage: Eukaryota; Metazoa; Arthropoda; Insecta; Lepidoptera; Papilionidae. The record is from the annotation of a GenBank genome assembly.